AUGACCUCGGAAGAAGAAACUAAAAUCCCAAUCACUACAUUAUCCAGACUUUUUCAAACUGCAGUUUUUGAACAUGAUGAUACUAGAAUCACUCAACAAACUUUAGAAUUAUCUUCAGAAUAUUUGAAAAUGUUUAUUAGAGAGGCCAUUUUAAGAGCUAAUGAAGUUCGUGAAAAUCCUAAAGAUAUUAAAGGGAAAGAAACUGAUGGUGCUGCUUUACAAAACCAAUUGAUAAGUGAUGUUUUGGAUACUCAACACCUCGAAGAAAUCGCUGGGUUAUUAGUUUUAGAUUUUUAA
Molecule: messenger RNA, 297 nt
Organism: Hansenula anomala
Lineage: Eukaryota; Fungi; Ascomycota; Saccharomycetes; Phaffomycetales; Wickerhamomycetaceae
Gene: MHF2
Product: Mhf2p
Exons: 1
Coding region: 1-297 (98 amino acids)
Biological process (GO): DNA repair; kinetochore assembly; resolution of meiotic recombination intermediates
Cellular component (GO): Fanconi anaemia nuclear complex; FANCM-MHF complex
Molecular function (GO): protein heterodimerization activity
Source: RefSeq, a predicted model, not a curated record